CAAUUUUUAGUCUUUGACAAUCUCAUGUUACGAUUCAUACAAGACAGCUGCUUACGCACAGGAUUUCUUCACAAAUUUAAUUUUCUGACAUCCCAGUUGUUUAUAUUUUCCAAACCUGAGGUGUGCUUUCAUUACCAACUUCCCCGUCAAACACUUUCUGAAUGCUGUUCAUUGUCCUCUUACAUCCUAAAGCUUAUUCACAGUAGAAAGAAAAAAUGUCCCUGCUCAUCCUGAUUGCUUUUCAACUGUUUCUGGAGGUUAAGACACAAGGUUUGCCUAAGGCCAAGCUUACAGUAUCUCCAGCAUCUGUUACUGAUGGAGAGAUGCGUUUUGUCUGUGAGGGGUUUAAGAAACGAAGAGUAUCUGAAUGCAUGUUUUACCCAUCAGGACGGGUGAAUUUAAGUAUGCCAAGUGCAUCAUGCAAUAUCUCCAUUACCGCCUCUGACCUGUUGGCAUGGUCUGGAGAUCAUGAGAGUUCACAUGUGAACAUAGUAUGUUACUAUACUGUCUCUAAAUCAGGAAAACACACAAUAUCACCUCAUUCUGAUGAAGUAUCUGUAAGGGUCAGAGGUUUGGACAACAGUUCAACCAUGAUGUUUUCCACCACAACCUCUCAAGACGGGGGUUUCUCAACAGGUUCGGCUGUCACAUCAUCUGUGUCACCAAUCACUGAAAACAGUUCAACCAUGAUGUUUUCCAGCCAAACCUCUCAAGAAGCUUUGCCCACCAUGUCGACUCAAUUCACUACAGACAUAACAUCUUUUGCUGUGACAUCCAGUGCUGAAACCACAUCAGAUCCAAUAACUAACGCAUCCAGCCUUAUAACUCGUAACAGACAUGUUAUAACGGAUCCUGCAAAUAAAGCCACUGAACCCAACAAGAACUUCAAUACAAAAAUGUUGUUCUCUAUUAUGGUGGCUGCCGCCGGUGGUGGUCUUGUUCUGGUUGGACUCAUGGUCAUCUGUAUGUACAGAUGUAAAAGAAGGCAGAGGGCAGAGAGAAUUUGGUUCGAGUCGACCAUUAAAAAACGCGGAGGCGUUCCCAUACCAAAGGUCGGUUCAGGAUCUUGUGGAGAUGAAGGAGCAGUGUAUUACUCCAAUAUCGAUGUUUUACCAUCCACCGCUGAACCCUCAGGAAUCAAAGAGGAACAAUCAAAACAAACUGAGGUUGAAUUGAAUCACCUGUACUCCACACUUACCCAACCAGCCAUCAAUGACAACGGUAAUAUUUACAGCGAGCCAACGCCCCAAUGACAGAGCUCAGAUCUGCCUGCUAUCAUUGUAAUGUGUGCCAAAAUUAAUACAACUUUAUUUUAAACUGGAUGUAAUAAGUAUUUACUGUGAAUGCAGUUGUUUAUAAACACUGCUGUUAUACAUUUGUUUAUUUAUCUUCAGCAAAAAUAAUAUUUUUAAAAAUGUCCUUUUAAAUAUUUUUUUCUUAAUGUCAUUAUAUGAGACAUAUGACUCAUGACUUUCUUGACCAUGUGAUCAUAUUCACCUGAUGCUGAGAUCUCAUCUCAUUUUUACCCUGGUGUUUUAGUUCCCUCUGUCUUUCUCUAUUCCUCAAAAUACUGUUACGUAAACCACCUUUCUUUUGUUUCGAUGGUCUCAUUAUAAAAAUACUGCCCAUUUGUUAUUUUUCCUGCAUUUCAC
Molecule: messenger RNA, 1652 nt
Organism: Paramisgurnus dabryanus
Lineage: Eukaryota; Metazoa; Chordata; Actinopteri; Cypriniformes; Cobitidae
Source: RefSeq, a predicted model, not a curated record